Corylus avellana is the source of this 1752-nucleotide messenger RNA. RefSeq names its product ABL interactor-like protein 2 (gene ABIL2). The record is from RefSeq and is a predicted model, not a curated record. NCBI's taxonomy places the organism in Eukaryota, Viridiplantae, Streptophyta, Magnoliopsida, Fagales, Betulaceae.
UUGCUUCCAAAAGGGGCAGACUUUUGGCAAGUGCUCCGGAUUCCCUGCCUUUACCGACGUGCGCUCCUCGAUACCUGUCCCUCCCUUCAACUUCCUCUCACUUUCCCUCUCUCUCUCUCUGUGUCUGCAAGGCUUUGCAUUUUCUGUUACAGACACAAUUUAAACAUGUCGUUUUCCUUAGUGUAGUCAAAAUCUCAUACCAAACCACAUUUGUCACUGUCGAAAGAGUGGCCUAUUUAUGUAGGCGCCUUCACCACUUGGGUUUUACGUUUGGCCCCCAAAGUUUGAAAAUUGAAGUGGGUUUACGUUUAUAGCUUUGAACUGGAAGUAGGUUUUUUGUGUUAUAGUCUUGAGACUCUCAGCAGCUGCAGUAGAAGAGGAAGUUUGGUGCAAGAAACCCCUGGAUAAGGAACUCUGAGUCCCAAUUUCUCUUUCAUGGGGACGAUGACUGCAUCUUCUACACUGCCCAUUCCACAUGAAUCAUCUAACUUUGAUGAGGUUUCCAUGCAGCAGAGCUUGCUUUUCUCUGACAGUCUCAAGCACGUUGUAAUUCAGGAUCUGAAAAAUUUGAGAACACAGUUAUACUCAGCAGCCGAGUAUUUUGAACUAUCAUACACCAAUGAUGACCAAAAACAGAUAGUGGUAGAAACAUUAAAAGAUUAUGCCAUUAAGGCUCUUGUAAAUACUGUGGACCAUUUGGGUUCUGUUACAUAUAAGGUUAAUGAUCUCUUGGAUGAGAAGGUUGAUGAAGUUUCUGGAACGGAUCUCCGUGUAUCUUGCAUUGAACAGAGAUUGCGGACAUGCCAAGCUUAUAUUGAUCACGAGGGCCUUUCCCAACAGUCACUGGUGAUAAAUACUCCUAAGUACCACAAGCGCUACAUCUUGCCAGCUGGGGAGACCAUGCAUGGUGCGAAUCAUACCAAGGGUUGCAGCCUAGAUGAUGAAGAUGAAUGGCAUCAAUUUAGGAAUGCUGUUCGAGCUACAAUUAGAGAAACCCCACCAUCCAUGGUCAGUAGAGGGCGUUCACCCUCACCUUCUGCACGUCCUUCCCAACGAUCAGCAAUUUUUUCCUUCACUUCUACCAUGCCCAAAAAAGAAUUAGAGAAGCGAACAGUUUCACCAUAUCGGUUUCCACUUUUACGUUCCGGAUCUCUUUCAAAUAGGUCCGUGACCCCAAACUCAACUCGGCCAACUACACCAAACUCAAGUAGGCCGACCACUCCAAUUCUUAAUGGAAGAAGACGGUACCCUUCAGAGCCUCGAAAAUCCGCUUCGAUGCGAUUACCUGCGGAAAGAGAAAAUGGCAAAGAGAUUGAACAAUACCCUAGCAAAAGUAAACGUCUCCUGAAAGCCUUGCUUAGCCGACGCAAGUCUAAGAAAGAUGACAUGCUAUACACUUACUUGGAUGAAUACUGAAAAAAUGGAAUACAAUGGACUGAGAAGGAAGCCAUGGGAGCAGGGCUAGGGCUCUGGACUUUUGUUUUCAGUUUUGCCCUUCUCUUUGAUACUCCUUUUGUAUCUUUUCCUUCUGAGUGGUAGAUUUAUACAGUAAAAGUAUUUUCUCUUUUUUUGUUUCUUCCCCCUUUCUUUGGAACCCUAAAGAAAUUUAAAUGACAAUAUGUAUCAUUCUUAGUUAUUUUACAGUAAUGUAUUUCGUCAGCCAUAUUAUGUAUGGUAUUUUUUUAUAUUGAAAAUGUAUAAUGUGGAGCACAGUCAUAUAUUGAUUUUAAGGAAGGUUUGUCCUUUUUGCUA